This is a messenger RNA of Myiozetetes cayanensis, 1351 nucleotides long. It is a transcript of the gene TMEM82, whose product is annotated as transmembrane protein 82. NCBI's taxonomy places the organism in Eukaryota, Metazoa, Chordata, Aves, Passeriformes, Tyrannidae. The record is from RefSeq and is a predicted model, not a curated record. The coding region runs from base 51 to 1040 and encodes 329 amino acids. The transcript has 6 exons.
CCUUGGAGCCGGGGCCUGGCCGUGCGUGCCGUGGCUCCUCUCCAUCGAAAAUGUUCUCCCUGGGGUCCUGGCUGCCGGCAUUCCCCGGGCUGGCCUGGGGCUGGGCACUGCUGGAUGCAUUCCUGCAAGGGCUGGUGGGUGCCUGUGCCGUCUCGGUGCUCUGCAGCCUCCUGAAGGUUUAUCUCUACAUCCAGUGCCUGAACAACCCGGAGAGGCAGGCGGAGAAGGAUGCGAUCCGGGCGCAGCGGGCGGUGCUGGAGCCGCUGCACGUGCUGGUGCUGACGGGGCUGCUGGCCCUGGUGGGGUCCCGCGUGGCCGCGCUGGUGGUGCUGGAGUUCUCCCUGCGCGCCGUGUCCACCGUCCUGACCCUCGGCAAGGGCGCCCACAGCAGCCAGCUGUACCUGCUGUGCCAGUACUCGCUGGGCUGCGGCGUGUCCUGCGGCCUCAGCUUCCUGCUGGAAGGGGCUCCCCACCGGACCUGGAACCUGCUGCUGGCGGCGGGGCUGGCGGGGCUGCUGGCGCUGCAGGGCCAGCGCCUGGCGCGGCACGUGUGUGCCCUGUACGGGCUGCACAGCCGGGCGCGCUACUGCGGGCUCUGCAUCCUGCUCCUCUCCGACGGCCACCGCAUCCCGGCGCUGCUGCGCCGCGCCCUCGCCCUGGCCUUCGGCGUGGCCGACCUGGCGGCCGUGCAGCUCAUCAACAGGGAUUUCCUGUCGGCCGCCGAGGCCGCGCGGUUCUGGACCCCGCUCACCAUCUGCUACGCCCUGCUGGUGGUCUACAUGCAGGAGGAGGCCCGGCAGAGCGCAGAUGGGGGGCCGGUGUUCCGGACGGUCCUGGUGCGGAUGGGCGGCCUCUUCAUCCUCCUGCUCACGGUGGGCCGAUGGAGCGACAUCCUGCACGUGCUGGUGUCGCUGCUGGGGGAGCUGUGGUGCCUGCUCCGCGCCGGGGUCCUGCUGCAGUCCUGCCGCGGGCAGGAUUCCAGCCCGCAGCCUCACUGGGACAGACAGCUGGGAUCCGGAUCGGAGGAAACGUCUGGAUGAGCCGCGGGGUGUACCCAGACGGCAGAGACUCGAGGUGGCUUUGCCUGGCACCCCCAAAAUCCUCCCCACGGGGACUGAGGAGAAAGGGCUCCCAGAGGGUGCCCGACCCCGUCCCAUGGGAUGGAGGAGGUCGGGGGGGAAGACUCGUGUGGCCCCUGGUUUUUGGGGACUCUGUGAGGUUGCAGCACUGCUGGAGGUUGUUCCCUGGUCCCGCUGGGAUUGCAGGAUGCUGAUGGAUGUCCCGUCCUCACCGGCUGCAGGGCCACACUGUCACAGCGCAGGGGCUCCAGGGGGGCCCCAAAUCUUGGAAA